Molecule: messenger RNA, 423 nt
Organism: Amoebophrya sp. A120
Lineage: Eukaryota; Dinophyceae; Syndiniales; Amoebophryaceae
Source: the annotation of a GenBank genome assembly
CUUGUUGGCGUACUGCUUACAGGAGGAUAGGGUUUUGAUCUUUCGCCUGGACAGUCAGAAACUCCGCGCAGAGUUGGCAUCGGGGUUGAACCAGUUCAGCAGUUGCGUUGACGGAAAUGUAGCUCCUGGCGGAACUACCAAGGUUGAAACUCAAAUUAGCGCAACCAAUUCUGGCUCCGCACCGGCAGCGCAACAAUCGAGCUCAACAAACAACGAUCCAGGGAGAAGCGCAACUUCUGCGGCGCAGCACACCGGACGACAGGAAGGUCGCGGUGAGCGGAUCGAACCUGUUUCGCAUGAAAACCAAACGGACCACGGUCCCGGGAUUUCGGAGUGCGAAAGCAAUUUGAGCUGCGAGAACAGCAAGGAGGAAACAGAUCCAAAGGUGUGGAUAUUGGAGCGGAAACUGGAAGUGAAGUGCGG